AUGUCAGGCAGCUCAGCAACGCCCGCGGUGAGCUACGACUGGGGCACGUCUUCGGACUUGAAGACGCUCUACGCCCAGACGUACACCAUCUUCACAUCGCUGCAGCGCAUCCACCACGAGUCGCUCCUCACCGAUCGUGCAGGCCAUGGCGCAUCCGUGCUGCCGUCGGCCGAGACCAUCCAAUACUACAACAGGAUCAGCGGACACUACUCGCGCGCCAUCCAGGACUACAUCGAACGCGUGCAGCUCGACGACGAUGCCGACGUGGACGUUCAACACUGGCAGCAGGCGCAAACCAUCCUUCAGCUCGCAGAGGUCCUCUACUACCCCAAAGAUGGGCGCGGAGUUAGCGUGGUGGGAGAGGAACUGCUGCACUGGCUCAACUCGUUCGACGUUGCGCCUACCACAGAGGAGGGGCAGGAGAUUGCAGAGUCAGCAGUCCCACACGAGCAUCCAUCCUACUGGGACUAUGUGCUGCGCUGCGUGCUGCGCGGCUUUCACACCUCGGCGGCGGCAGUGCUCAAGUCGCUCGACUCGCACCACUCGGCGGUCAUCCGCAGGAUCGCACAAAAGGCAGCACGCCUGCUCUCGACUCUGCCGCGCUCCACGGCUUUCUCGAUGGAGCACGAGUUUGUGAGCGCGCACCGCAGCUGGCUCGCCUCGGUGCGCAAACUCAUCAGCGCUCUCGAGCAGGAGAUGGACGAAAUGGAGGAAGAAGCAGGCAACACCGAGGACGUCGAAGACGAGAGGCUCGAGUACGAAGCGCAAUUCCGAUGUCUACUCGAGCUCAUGGCGGGCGUCAAGGAUCGCAUCUUUGAAGCCUGCGAAGACUGGCGCGAGGCUCUGGGCGCGUGGGGUACACUCGUGCAUCCAACGCUCAAGCGAGACGAUGUGCCCACAACGGCGGCUCUCAUCCUGGACAAGUUCCCCGUCGACGCCACGCUGGCGAGCGAGGCGGUGCAGCAGCACCUCAUCAGGGGCGAGGUGCGUCAGGCGGUGCAAAGGUCGCAGGAGGUGGAUGUGUGGCUCGGCGCCCAUCUGGGCGAUCUGGCGGACAAGGUGGGGCUGCUGGAGGACGAGGUGUCGUUGCAGUCGGAUUUGCGGCAGCAGCUCGUGCUCCAGUAUGCGCAGCAUCUGCUGGACGAGCAAGGGCUGUGGCGCAUCAGCAUCGACUAUCUCGCAGCAUGUGGAGACAAGGGCCGGAACAAGAUGUCGCAUGUCAUCCUUUCGGUGCCUUUGGACGGCCCAGAGCAGCAAGACCAAGAGCAGGACAAUGCGAUGGAUGACGACGACGAGGAUGUUGCUGCGCCACCCAAGCCUCUCGCACGUGCAGAGCAAGUGCUUCGCGCAUGUUCGGAGCACGGCCUCGAGGCCGAGGCGCGUGUGAUCUGCCGCCGAAUGUCGCGCUCGUGCAUGGACAAGGGCGAGUACGGCGUGGCGAUCGCAUACUGCGUGCGCGCGUCGGACACGGUGCUCAUCCGUACGAUCGCCGACCGCAUCCUGGUCGAAUACGUCACGCGAGGCGCCGAGGCGUUUGACGAGAUUGUUGAUUCGGUGCCGACGUCGUUGAUCGCGCCGCAAGACGACGAGCGCGAGUUUGGGCGUCCGACGCUCUUUUCCAAGCGACUGGCAUUCCUCGCGCGCUUCCGCGACUUCCACCGCCUCUACGCCGAUGGACAAUGGACGGCGGCAGCGAGCCUGCUGGUGGAGCUGGUGACCACCGAAGCGGCGCCCGAGCGCUUCCUGGCGGUGCUGCUCGUCGACGCGAUCCCCAUGCUCGAGGACGGACAGGCGACGUGGUUCGACCGCGCACAGACGUUCGAGAUGAUCCGCAUCGUCGAGCGCAUCACCAACGCCGUGGCCAUGCAUCCCGACAUGGCACACCACUUCCUCGGCUACCUCGACCAGCUGCUCGGCGUAGACACCGACCAGAACCAGCCGCACAAAGGGCAGCAGGUGAUGGCAGGAUUCAAGGCGUCGGACAAGCUGGAUGCGGUGCGUCUGUCACUUGCACGCAACCUGGCGCGUGUGGGUGUGAUGCAAGUAGGCAUUGCGUGA
Moesziomyces antarcticus is the source of this 2058-nucleotide messenger RNA. RefSeq names its product Nucleoporin, Nup85-like protein. Gene Ontology annotation, cellular component: nuclear pore outer ring. Gene Ontology annotation, molecular function: structural constituent of nuclear pore. Lineage: Eukaryota; Fungi; Basidiomycota; Ustilaginomycetes; Ustilaginales; Ustilaginaceae. The transcript has a single exon. The record is from RefSeq and is a predicted model, not a curated record. The coding region runs from base 1 to 2058 and encodes 685 amino acids. Gene Ontology annotation, biological process: positive regulation of DNA-templated transcription; protein import into nucleus; mRNA export from nucleus.